This is a messenger RNA of Mustela lutreola (European mink), 2030 nucleotides long. Its product is annotated as rho GTPase-activating protein 20-like. The coding region runs from base 73 to 1770 and encodes 565 amino acids. The record is from RefSeq and is a predicted model, not a curated record. The transcript has 14 exons. Gene Ontology annotation, biological process: regulation of Rho protein signal transduction; signal transduction. NCBI's taxonomy places the organism in Eukaryota, Metazoa, Chordata, Mammalia, Carnivora, Mustelidae. Gene Ontology annotation, molecular function: GTPase activator activity.
GGCAUUUUACAGUACUCUGCCAAGAGCUGUAGACUCACUCGAUUUUCAGUCCCGAGAACUGAAGACAAAACGAUGUUCACGUCAAUCAGAAAGCCAUUCGAACUCAUAGGUGGUCUUUCAAGGCUUCACCGCACAAGGAAGGUCUCUUCUGUUGAGGUGGACACCCACAGUGAAAGCGUUACAUCAUCUGAGGCUGCCGCCGGUUCCCUGCUUAUUAUCCACAGCCCCGUGGAGCUCAAGAGAGGCUGGAGGAGGCAGAAGCGGUACCUCUUCUUGUUCAGCGAUGUGUUGCUGAUCUCUAACACCAAGUACGAAAAAAACUUCAAGAUAGAAAAUAAAAUACCACUGAAUACCAUGUGGACUGCCAACUGUAUGGACAAAGAGGGACAUGCCAAUGUCCACACUGAAAGGUCCUUUGUCAUGGGCUGGUCCACAGAAAACUUUGUGGCCACCUUUGGCUCUUCGGAAAUAAAGGAAAAAUGGCAUUCUUUCCUUCAAAGGUACAUCAAUCUAGCCAAAGAGAAGGACGAACCAGAAUGCAUUCCUCUAAAAAUCUUCACUGAGAACAUCAAGAACUGUGCCUCUUCUGUAACUGUAACAGCAACAAAUUCAGACACAGUGAAUGACAUUAUCAACAUGUCACUACGAAUGCUAGGAAUAACUGGCUCUGAGAAAGACUACCAGCUGUGGGUGAGUUCUGGCAAGAAAGCGGCCCCACACCCACUCAGUGGACAUGAACAUCCAUCUACUACACUGCUGCCACAAACAUCCGAGGACUCCACCUCUUCUUCCACCCUCCAGGAGUCCCUCCUGGAGCAGAAAUUCACAAAGGUGCAAGACCAGUUCAUCCUGAAGCCCAGACACCCAACCCAGAACCAGCAAGAGAGAGACUCAGACCAGAAGAAAGAUAAAAGGUAUUCUUUCAGAAACUGGGCCUUUUGGCGGCGCCCCAGUACUUGCCACAACAACCAGUGCACAGCCCCACCUUCUGCAAAGCCUGGACAACUCUUUGGAGUUACCCUCACGGAUGUGUGUGAUAAUGACAACUUGCCCUCUCCAAUUCUGGAUAUGCUUUGCUUUAUCAAUCAACAAGGGCCACUCACUGAAGGCAUCUUCAGAAAAUCAGCCAAUAUGAAAUCAUGCAGAAUCCUAAAGGAGAAACUAAAUUCUGGGGACAAAGUGAACUUGGAUGAUGAAUCAGUUCUUGUGGUAGCAUCCGUCCUAAAGGAUUUUCUUAGAAAUAUCCCAGGAAGUAUAUUUUUAUCUGAUCUCUAUGACAAAUGGCUUGGUGUUAUUGAUCAAGGGAAUGAAGAGGAGAAAAUAACUGCAGCCCAGAGACUUUUAGCCCAGCUGCCAAAAGCGAAUGUUGUUCUUUUGCGAUACCUUUUUGGAGUGUUAUACAACAUUCAGCAACAAUCCUCAUCCAAUCAGAUGACGGCUUAUAAUUUAUCAGUGUGUAUAGCUCCAAGCAUCCUUUGUCCACCUAAUUCCUGCAGCUUGGAAUUGGAAGAAAAUGUCAUGAAAAAGGUUUCUCUUGUAGAAUUUCUCAUUGAAAAUUGCCUCAAGAUAUUUGGAGAAGAUAUCACUUCCCUCUUGGGAGAGAACUCAGUGAGCUGUGAUAACAGCGAGAAGGCUGAAGUGACAGAAGAACAACCUCUUGAAUCCAAGCCAGUGAGAGUGAUAGUGAUUUACAAAAAGGCACAACUGCAGAAUGAUACCAAGACCCCAUCUUGCAUGGAUCCACCCAACUACCUGUCUACAGUUACCUAAGUCACUGAAGACUCUAAUCUCCAUAAUGACACUUGACACUUCCUUUUUAUUUCCUAUAAGAACUCUUUUUCCAAUGAAUGAAAAAACGAGCCCCUUCCAAAGUACCAGCUCAUCCCAUUUGAAUUUUUCUUUUCCCUCAUCCCAUAUAUCCAUAUUGCGAAAAUCUAUCCAUAAAAUAUCUCCUCUGUCUUCAAUGCCUAGCAUAUCAUAUUACAUAUUUUAGUAUUGUAUUGUACCACAUAUUUUGAUAUUGAUGUAAU